UUUUGCCCAACACACGCAAAGUCGUUACAGAGACGAAACAGCGUGAAGACUUGAGCUUGAACCAUGGCAGUGAACGUGCACGCGACGAGCGUCAACACAGGCGCAUUCUCCCGCAAUGACAUGAUCGAGUGGGUGAAUGACUUGCUCAAGCUCAGCUACACCAAGGUUGAGAACCUCUGCACAGGCGCAGCGUACUGUCAGCUGAUGGAUAUGCUGUGGCCAGGCCUGGUGAACUUGAAGAAGGUCAAGUUUGACGCCAAGCACGACUACGAGUUUAUCGAGAACUUCAAGAUCCUUCAGUCGACGUUCAAGAAGAAGAAGGUGGACAAGGAGAUCCCUGUGGAGCGUUUGGUCAAAGGCCGCUUCCAGGACAACUUUGAGUUUGGCCAAUGGUUCAAGAAGUUCUUCGAUGCAAACUACGGCGGUCACGACUACAACCCCGAGGACAGGCGUGCCGGCAAGAAGGUUGCCGCCCCACCCUCCCUCAACGAACCUCCCAAGAAAGGACGCACAAAGCCGUCGGGGAUGAAGGCGCAGUCGACAGGUGCAACGACCGCUGCUUCCGGCCGCACGCGCGCUGCUGGCAAGACACCAACAGGAGCAUCAUCAUCUUCAGCAACAACAACAACGCCGAGGAAGGGUGGUGGUGGCGCCUCGUCAUCGUCGUCCAAUGCCGCCGUUGCUGCGGAGCUGAAGGAGAAGAACAUUGAGAUUGAGCAGCUGAAGGCCGAGCGGGAGCAACUGCUGCUGACGAUCAACGGCCUGGAGAAAGAGCGUGACUUCUACUUUGGAAAACUCAGACAGCUCGAGGUUGAGUGCCAGGAGGGGACGGAGACGCUUCCUGUGGAGCACAUCCUGAGCGUCCUUUACGAGACGGCCGAGGGUUUUGUGCAGCCAGAGAGCGAUGACGAGGAACAGCACAGCUGAGCUGCACAUCCCUGUCCAUCAAACCUUCUUCCAACACAUACACACACACGCGCGCGCGCGCGAACACACAUACACGUACACAUACAUGCAUUUACAUAUACUGCGUACGCACACGCACAUACACAAGCGCAUGCACACACAUGCGUUCCGUUUAUUCUUGCCGAUUUGUGUGUUGUGAUGGUGGGUGCGCAUGCGUGUGUAUGUGCGUGGUGGCCCGCUUGCCACGGCUUUCUGUUGGUUGUGCUGUUUCCGUGCUGUUGUUCCAGAAAGCACACGUGUCCCUCCGUACACCCUUGCUGUGUUUGUUUGCGGUCACAUGCCCUGUCCCGUAGCACGUGGUGCUUUGUCUGUUGCCCAUGCUUAUGUCGUUGUGUCGUGUGUUUAUUCCUCCAUCUUCGUUCGAACGUGCAAUAGAAACCUACAACGCAGCUGUUGUGAUUUGAACAUGCGCGCGUGUGUGUGUGAAUGUGUGAAUGUGAGUGAAAACUGGUUGAGAUCUUACACCAUUCUCAGCGCUCAGAGAUGGGGAAGCAAUCAAAAGCAAGCAUAAAGGAAACGGUGUG
This is a messenger RNA of Salpingoeca rosetta, 1490 nucleotides long. RefSeq lists its product as uncharacterized. Gene Ontology annotation, cellular component: microtubule plus-end; microtubule organizing center; spindle midzone. Gene Ontology annotation, molecular function: microtubule plus-end binding. The transcript is spliced from 8 exons. NCBI's taxonomy places the organism in Eukaryota, Choanoflagellata, Craspedida, Salpingoecidae. Bases 64 to 927 code for a protein of 287 amino acids. The record is from RefSeq and is a predicted model, not a curated record. Gene Ontology annotation, biological process: regulation of microtubule polymerization or depolymerization; protein localization to microtubule plus-end; spindle assembly.